UUGUGUGUACGGCUGUCAGAUUCCGAGUGUAGUGAGAACAUUUUUAAAUAAAUUUCCAAUUUCUGUACGAUCAUCACUUGCAAUUAUGUUGAAAAAAUGCUUGAAGAUUUGGAUGAAGAUACACAUUUGUGCAUAAAAUGCAGUCAUACCAUAGUCGGUUUGGAAAACUAUGUUCGUCAUAGAAAAAGUCAAUGUAACAAAAGUGUUUCGUCCGCUGCCUCGUUGAACCGUGAAAUCGACACCAAUCAUUCGUAUCGAUCUUUUGAAUUCACUGAACCGCCAUCUGUUAAGCACGAUAAGCAAUUUAACUUUAAUUAUGAGAUUGAAUCCGUACACCCCGACCAUGAAGAUUCACACGAUGUUGUAUCAAAUACAGGCAUACUACCAUCGCCAAUGCAUCAAUCGGAAAAAGCCAGCGAUUACAAAAUCGAUCCAAAUAAAUCGCUUUCCGAAAGUUAUGACUACAACUAUGGUCUGGGUGCUGAUGUGUUCUUCUCUUUGCUCAAUCUGCAGAGUAGCACAAAAUCAAAAACACAAACCGUUGCAACAAAUGUUUCGGCCGAUGGAAGUACUUCUGCAUCUUCAUUAAUAAAAGGCACCGAUAAAAUGUUACAGCGAAAGCAAUCGGAUCCGGGUGGUUUGUCGCACAGUGAGCACAUGGACGAUUGGAUCAAUACUGGUGCAUCGACGAGUGGAACUGAUAAGCUUAUGAAAGCAGUGAAUGCCAUUAGCGGAAAUAAAAAACAUGUCUACGAUUCACCGCAAUACAAUUAUGAGUACACCCAUGGUUCGCCGCCCGACCACAAUUUUGACGAUGACGAUGAUGAAAUCGUUGAAGAUUUAGUUGAAGAUGUGGAAGACAUUCCACCACAUACCGGAGGCAAAUGGAAACCAUCGGAAAGACAUCACCGUUCAAUGCAAUCCGCAUCACGAUGGUACGAACGUUGGGACAUUCCCGAAGAAAAUAAUCAAUUAGCACUAGGUUCAGUGACAACAGGAUCGCAUGAAGAAUUGGUUGACAAUUCAGACGAAUAUAAUCCACCGCCGACUCAUACAAAGGGCAAAUGGGUUCCUGGCACAAAAAUCAUCAAAUUAGAUUACAAGCACAAAGAACGGCACGAUUCAGAAACAUUUUCCGAACAAUUUUGGUGUCGAUCAUGUAAUCGAAAACUUUCGUCAAAAAUCGUUUAUGAACGACAUUUAAAAUCAAAAUUACACACAAAACGCUCUCAACCAGAAAAUGAAUUGGAACAAGUGUCACUGCCAUUGCCGAGCAUUGAACACAUUGUUGGAAAGAAAUCCACGAAUUUUGAAACACAAACAAACCGAAAGCGGAAACGAAAGGAUGAAAUUGCAUACAUCACAGAGCAUUCGUUUGAUGCGAACAAAAAACGUACUCGCAAACGUAAUUACAUCAAAUGUGGUGUGUGUAAAAUGCGAUUACGAACAUUCCUUUACGGCAAGCACCUUAUUAGUCAUUAUCAUUACAGACGAAUGUUUAAAAAUCCAACCGAAUCCUAUGCCACCAUUUUGGAUAAUAUGAAUCGCAUUGUGCUUCAAUCACCUUAUCAAUGUCAGCCAUGUAGAUUCUAUGCAAAUACUGAGGAAAUGUUUUUGCGUCAUUGGGAUUCAAAUGAGCAUUUGGUAACCGUUUCUGAUCUUAAUGGUAGAUUUUGGUGUGCUUUCUGCAAAUUUCAAUGCAUUACUAAUGAUGAAAUGCGCUUACACUUGGUCGGCAUGGAACAUCAGGAAGUAGUAAUGGCAAUUAAUAGGUCGGUACCAAUUAUUUGUCGUAAAAAAUGUUUAAUUCAAUGUGAAAAAUGCAAAGAAGAGUUUUCUUUAAACAUUGAACUACGAAAACAUGCAAUGAACUGCACGGAUUCACGUGCAGUCGGUACGGCAUCAGAUCAAUAUCAAGGAAAGUAUUAUUGCUCCGAUUGCAACGAAUAUUACUGCUCGAUUGUUGCAUUUCAAAAACACACGACAAUUGUUCAUUCAACGAAAUCAUAUUUCUGUGGUCCGUGCGAGCUAUCGUUCAGUGAAUUGGAAGCGGCCAAACGACAUCGUGUCUCUGUUGAACAUAAAGUCAAAGCUGCUCGUAUAAAAGCAAAAAAAUCAUUAAAACGUAAAUGUAUUGUAUGCGGUGAAAUGCAAGAUGACUUACUUCUGCUCAAAGAACAUUUAAAAUUUGUGCAUCCGGAUCACAGUUAUUCGUGUUAUUUUUGUGGACAAAAGUUUAUUUUACCACAAGAGUUAAGUCGGCAUAUACGCGACAAAGUGUGCAAAACGGAUGAUAGAACUCCAAAUGAGGAUAUGUGCCAUGAAAGCGAUAGCUUAAAUCCAAUGUCACUUCUAGAGUUGCCUAUAAUAACUGAUAUUACACAAGACGUUGAAGUGACAAAAUUGGUAGUUGCACAGCAAAAUGAUCAAAUGACGGUCGAUACAUCUGUGACGGUAGAGUCUUUGGUGCCAGAUGAUUAUGUGAUCAUUGAGCAUGGGGCCGAAUUGAAUCUAGACGAAGACCCAAGGGGUGAGGCCGAACAUUCAGUUCUAUGGGGUUGUAAACAAUGUGAUUUUCGAACACAAUACCAGGCCGAAUGUAUAUUUCAUGAAAUGCUGCAUAAGUGGAAUAUAUGUAAUGACAGUAAAAUGCCAUGUCCAAUGUGUAAUCGAACAUUUGGAAAAAAUUCACUUCGAAUGCACCUACGUAUGCAUACGAAUGAACGAAUUUUCAAAUGCGAUCAAUGUGACAUGAAAUUUACUCGCAAAGCCAAUCUAAAAGAGCACAUUCAACGCAUUCAUUUGAAGAUGAAGAAAUCCAAACCGAACAAGCCGUCAUCAACGGCAGCGGCGAAUCGAUUAAAGCAGAAAAGUUCAUCGUCGCCAUACAGUAAUGAACAGCAAUUGUUUGGUUGUUCGAUAUGCGAGAAAAGAUUUCGAAAAAAGAGUUUGCUUGAACAACACAUGCAUUGUCAUCGUGAGAUGAUAACCGUUAGAAGUUUCAAAUGCCCGGAACAAAAUUGCUUAUUUAGCGGACGAAGUGCAGCUGAAUUACGAGUUCAUAAAAGCACCCACUCGAAUGAAAAGAACUAUUGCUGCACCGUGGAAAAUUGUGAUUAUAGAACAAAAACGAACGCAUUACUCAACAGACACAUCAAGUCUCAGCAUCAAACAGAUGUCAUUCAGUUGUUGUGUCCACAUUGUGACUUUCGUACAAAAAUUUCAAGUCAUUUAAAACGGCAUAUUCGCACGCACACCGGUGAGAAACCAUAUCAGUGCCCACAUUGUGAUUAUGUCUCAAAUAAUCCGGAAAAUUUGCGAAAACACGUAAUCAAUACCAAUAAGCACCCAGGUAGAUUCCUCUACGAAUGCAAAUUAUGCACAGAAACAAAUGAAGACCAACCGUUUGCUACAAAUAAUACAAAAGAAUACAAAUGUCAUCUUGUUUCCAUACAUAAUCAAAAGAAAUAA
Messenger RNA from Contarinia nasturtii (swede midge), 3471 nucleotides. RefSeq names its product zinc finger protein 91. Gene Ontology annotation, cellular component: nucleus. Gene Ontology annotation, molecular function: sequence-specific DNA binding; zinc ion binding; DNA-binding transcription factor activity, RNA polymerase II-specific. Gene Ontology annotation, biological process: regulation of transcription by RNA polymerase II. The transcript has 7 exons. NCBI's taxonomy places the organism in Eukaryota, Metazoa, Arthropoda, Insecta, Diptera, Cecidomyiidae. The coding region runs from base 97 to 3471 and encodes 1124 amino acids. The record is from RefSeq and is a predicted model, not a curated record.